Melanotaenia boesemani (Boeseman's rainbowfish) is the source of this 1485-nucleotide messenger RNA. RefSeq names its product keratin, type II cytoskeletal 8-like. The transcript is spliced from 9 exons. Lineage: Eukaryota; Metazoa; Chordata; Actinopteri; Atheriniformes; Melanotaeniidae. Gene Ontology annotation, cellular component: keratin filament. Gene Ontology annotation, biological process: intermediate filament organization; keratinization. Bases 60 to 1325 code for a protein of 421 amino acids. Gene Ontology annotation, molecular function: structural constituent of skin epidermis. The record is from RefSeq and is a predicted model, not a curated record.
UCAACCACCACCUGAACUCUCCAUCCUCUACAGCAGUGCGAUCUCUAGACAGCAGCACCAUGAGUCUUAGGAGCAACACCCAGCACCGACUUCACAUGUCCUCAGAAGACUUCAGCACUAAGUCUUUAGGAUCAUACUCCAUCCCCAGAAUCGGCACCCCUAAUCAUGGGGCUCCUAUUACAGCUGUCACCUUCAACACAAGCCUGCUCACUCCACUGAAGACAGACAUCGACCCCACUGUUCAUGCUGUUCGCACCAAGGAGAAAGAACAGAUCAAGAGUCUCAACAACCGCUUUGCCUCAUUCAUUGACAAGGUGCGAAACCUGGAGCAGCAGAACAAAAUGCUGGAAACCAAGUGGAAGCUGCUGCAGGAACAGACUUCUGCUCCCGCUAACACUGAGCCCAUGCUGAAAGCCUACAUUGCUAACCUACAAAGGCAGCUGGAGCUUCACACUGAUGACAAAAACAGACUUGAUGUGAAGUGCAUUGCCAUGCACAAACAAGUGGAUGACUACAAGACAAAGUAUGAGGAAGAAGUCAACAGAAGGGAUGAUGCAGAAAAUGAGUUUGUCCUGCUCAAAAAGGAUGUGGACACAGGAUACCUGUCCAAGGUGGACCUCAGUGACAGGGUGGUUGCUAUCAGUGAUGAAAUAAACUUCCUCAAGGCUCUGUAUGAUGCGGAGCUGCGUGAGUUACAAGAGAACCUGAAGGACACCUCUGUGGUGGUGCAGAUGGACAACUCCCGUGGGCUGAACAUGGAUCAGAUUUUGUCUGAUGUUAGGGCUCAGUAUGAGGAGAUCGCUUCCCGCAGCCGUAAAGAUACUGAAAACUGGUACAAGAUAAAGUUUAACCAGAUGGCUUCUGAGGCAAACAAGUAUGACAGUGAGCUGCAUGCCACCAAGGGGGAAAUAGCUGAGCUCAAACGAACAAUCAACCGCAUACAACAUGAGAUUGAAACUUUAAGUAUGCAGCGAGCAAACAUUGAGGGUAACAUUGCUGAGGCGGAACAAUGUGGGGAACGAGCUGUACUUGAUGCCAAGAGCCUCAUCAAGGAGCUGGAGCAGGCUCUGCAGAAGGCCAAGCAGGACAUGGCUUGGCAGCUCAAGGAGUACCAGGAGCUCAUGAAUCUCAAGCUAGCCCUUGACAUAGAGAUCUCAACCUACAGGAAACUGCUGGAGGGCGAGGAGGAGAGACUUGGCCAGGUCUCUGUUGUUAACAUCCAGACAGCCCCCACCAAAACUGCCAUGGUUAACAGCCAUCAACUGAAAAGGUCGGGCCCUGUUCUCAUCAAGACAGUGGAGACCCAUAACAGGUCUUACAGCUAAAGGAGAAAACAUGUUGCAGUACUCAGACCAGCCUUUACAUUUUACCUUUGACCUGCUACUGUAUUAGCUAACAGCACAAAUGUUAAACAUGUAAGGCUGUUUGUUUGUUUUCCCUCUAUAUAUUACAAUUUGCUGUGUUGGAAAUAAAUCUGUAACCAAU